UUGGGUUUCAGAAAGUGGGGGAUGUGGUCAGGACCACCAAAGAACCACUACAAUCAGAUGGUGUAUGAGAAUGGAGAACCCUGCUGGCAGGGAGGUGCACGCAGUACAACAGUCACUCUGACAUGCGGAACGGAGACAGCCUUGCAAUCAGUGAAGGAGCCGAGCAAAUGCCAGUACGUCAUGGACUUUCAGACUCCUGUGACCUGUCAGCCAGUGCUAAAGCAGAGGGGUGUACACAGUGAACUGUGA
Messenger RNA from Menidia menidia (Atlantic silverside), 249 nucleotides. NCBI's taxonomy places the organism in Eukaryota, Metazoa, Chordata, Actinopteri, Atheriniformes, Atherinopsidae. The record is from the annotation of a GenBank genome assembly.